This is a messenger RNA of Haliotis rubra (blacklip abalone), 2200 nucleotides long. RefSeq names its product sodium- and chloride-dependent glycine transporter 1-like. Gene Ontology annotation, cellular component: membrane. Gene Ontology annotation, biological process: sodium ion transmembrane transport. The record is from RefSeq and is a predicted model, not a curated record. The coding region runs from base 127 to 1962 and encodes 611 amino acids. Lineage: Eukaryota; Metazoa; Mollusca; Gastropoda; Lepetellida; Haliotidae. The transcript has 15 exons.
ACAAGUACAGUCACUACAACAGCAUGACGUAUUUAAACUGGACUGAUAGGAUCUAACCUGUCCAAUAUAUCAGCGCCAUAUAUCUGUGUAUACCGUGUCUGGACGUUGUGUCAUCAAGACGCAGUUAUGUCCGAUAUCAAGGAAGCUCCCGACAGGGCCACUUGGGGAUCGCAAGUGGAGUUCAUACUAACAUGCGUAGGAUGCGCUGUUGGACUUGGCAAUGUGUGGAGGUUUCCGUAUCUAGCAUAUAAGGAUGGAGGAGGUGCUUUUCUACUGCCGUACUUCUUGAGCCUGUUUCUGCUGGGAAUUCCGCUGUUUGCACUUGAUAUCAACCUCGGACAGUUCGCCAGUGUCGGACCACUCAAAAUAUGGCGCUUGAGUCCUAUUUUCAGAGGUCUUGGUAUUGCCAUGGUAACUGUGACAUCAUUCAUCAUGAUCUACUACAGUGUUGUCAUCGCGCAGUUCAUCUACUUCCUGUGUGCGUCGAUGGCGUCAGAGCUCCCGUGGAGCACAUGUCUUCAUGAGUGGAAUACCUGUUCCUGUCGCAUCGAUGCCAACGAUACGUCGUACUUGAACAACACCAACAUCAACUGCAGUGAUCAGGGUUUUGUUUUCCCAAAUGCAACUCGUUCACCCAGUGAAGAGUAUUACAAUUUCCAUGUUCUGGAGGUGUCGGACGGUAUCGGCUCCGUGGGAAAGAUGAAGUGGGAGUUAACUCUGUGUAACCUCCUGUCCUGGGCUGUCUGCUGCAUCCUCAUCAUCAAGGGAAUCAAGUCACUGGGGAAGGUCAUCUACGUCUUCACUGUCCUGCCCUACAUUCUACUGACUGUAAUGCUUGUUCGGGGCCUGACUUUGGAUGGGUACCUGGAGGGCGUCAAGUACUACAUCACCCCACAACCAGAAAAACUGUCAUCUGCAUCUGUGUGGGGAGAUGCAGCAGUACAGAUCUUCUUCUCGACGAGUACCUGCUCCGGAUCCCUCAUAGCGAUGGCUAGUUACAACAAGUUCAAUAACAACACCCUCAGGGAUGCGAUGUUGAUACCCCUAAUUAACUGCCUUACAAGUUUCUUUGCUGGAUUCGCAAUAUUCUCUGUGCUCGGUUUCAUGGCGUACACAAAAAACGUGGACGUUGCGGACGUGACAGCACAAGGACCCGGCCUGGUGUUCAUUGUGUAUCCCGAAGCUCUGUCCAGGAUGCCGAUUCCACCUCUGUGGUCCAUCCUCUUCUUCAUCAUGUUGAUCACACUCGGAUGGAGCUCUAUGAUAUCUGGAGUAGAGUCCGUCCUUACAUCCAUCAUUGAUGUAUUCCCUCAACUGGCGAAGGGCAGAAAUAACUAUCUGUUGCGAAUAGGUGCGUGUUUGCUAGGCUUCCUUCUCGGUCUUCCUCAAGUCACACAGGGGGGGAGCUAUAUCCUGAACCUGAUGGAUACGUUUGUAGGCGGAUUUCCACUCCUCAUCAUUGGUCUCACAGAAAUUGUGGCCGUCAUUUUUGUAUAUGGUAUUCGCCGAUUCAAAGACGAUGUUCGGAUGAUGACUGGGUCCCGUAUGAACAUUGUGGGAACCAUCGUGUACUACUACUUCCUGUUGUGCUGGGGAAUUAUCUCCCCUGUGCUGCUGGUGGUUGUCAUAGUCUUCAAGAGCAUGCAGUACACCCCCAUUACUGGCCCCGGGUAUCCCGAGUGGUCUGAAGCCCUGGGGUGGCUGAUAGUGGCGGCUAUCCUCAUCUCCAUACCGGCGUGGUACUGUGGCUAUUUCUGCUACAAGGGAGGGUUCGAGGUAUGGUGGAAUCUCAAUAGGCCACUUGAGAAUUGGGGCCCCAAGCGGGAUGAAAACAAACAUGGGCGCUAUUCCUCCCAGUUAGGAAUGCCUCUACCAACACUGGAGAAUGCAUGUGUGGGUUCAGGCGAAAAGGGCGGUGGCUUCAUCAAUGGUGGCUAUGAAGAAGCGAAAAGCAAAUUUUAGAAACAUCGACACAAGGACAUGAUGUACAUGACACACACAAGGCCGUCGUGUACAUGGUCAUCAUCUGUUCAUCCACUGUACGUCUAAAACGUCAUUCAGAGAUAAAAAAUUGUUGUCUACAGCAUUUCAUUGACUGCAAGAUAACCCCAAAGCCAUUGAUCUACAUGAUGAAAAACCAGGCCCUUCAGUAAGUUGCUUACAUAAGUUACACCAGAUUUAUAAACAUCCUUGGUCUCAA